CGGGGCUGAGACCGAGAUCGAGACCGCCGGGACUGAGACUGAGAUCGAGACCGGUGUCGGUGCGGGCUCGUCGGGUCCCGCUGUGCGCGGUGGACGAGGCCGGAGCAGGGCAGAGCUUCCCUGUGCCAUUGUGGGCUCUGUGUGGAUGAGCCUCGGACAUGAAGGAUGGCCAGCACUCCUGGGAAUCAGAAAGCCACACACUUGGAAAAUUCCCAAGGGAAGAAGUCCCAGCAUGCAGAAGAAGCCAUUUUUUACAUGAACUGCAGAGCAGCUUAUCUGACUGUCUUAAAAAGCAGCUUAGAAAAUAUUAAAUCAAAAGAACAGCUCAGUUUAGCACUUCAACAAGCUGGAAGAAAUCCUUCUCAGAAGACUAUUAACAAAUACUGGACUUCACAAACAACUUCACUGAAUUUUGAUGAUUUUUGUGCUAUUUUAAAAAAAGAAAAGCCAGCUACAAAAAAUGAACUACUCGAAGCAUUUGGAAAAAUAGACACAGAUAAGUCUGGAUAUAUUUUACAUGAUGAACUUUUUAAAAUUCUUACAACAAGAGGUGAUAAAAUGACCUGGGAGGAAGUAACCAGCAUUACUAAACAAGCUGAUUUUAACUGCAGUGGCAAACUUGACUACAGCAAGUUCUGUGAGCUGUACCUGACCACCAGUGAGCAGUGCUGCAAAGCUGCAAGGGACAGGCUGGAAACUGACCCUCGGCUGAGGCAGCAGCACUUUGGGAAUCAAACUGAACAUUUCUCCCAUGGGAUCACACUGCCAGCGUCAAAAGCAUCCCCAAGAGUCUCCAGGAAAACUGAUCACAAAUUGGCCAAAGGUGACAGCAGAGCUCCUUCAAGACCUUCAUCAGCUCAAAGCAGCAAAGCUUCCACCUCCACCACUGUGACUGUGAGUGCCAGCAGCAGCAGGAACACAAAGCUAAUUAUUGAGCCUGACACAAUGAAGGAAUGGCAAUGUGCACAGUCCAAAGGCUGCUUCUACCUGGAGGAAGAUGGGGAAAUCAUCAGUCACAAGUACAGGCUACACUUACCCCAAAGAUCUGCAGUUUGUGUCACCAUCAAACCUUUCACUGUUCCCCAGGCAGAAGGAAAAUCUUGUCACUGGUUGUCAGUGGAUACAGCUUUGUUUAUUCUGAAGGAAAAUGAAACACAAGAGAAUCUACAGCUUGUGAGCUUUACUGAACUCCAAAACAAAGAGGUGUUUGGCUGGAGAGGGGAGCUUGGAGCUGGAGUUUACUGGCUGCUCCCUUUCACAACUGGCUGCAGGCUGAGAAAGGUGAAAACCCAAAUUACUGGAGAAGCAGAACUGGUGUGGAGGGAUGAAGAUGGAGAGCUGGCUCUCACCAGAGAAUUCCGAGCUACUUUGUUGGAUAUAUUUGAAACAAUUGAUUUGGAUGGCAAUGGCCUCCUGAGUCUGGAGGAAUACAACUUCUUUGAGCUGAGGACUAGUGGGGAGAAGUGUGAUCAGGAAGCCUGGGCAGUGUGUAAGGAGAAUUUUGAGAUGAAGAAGAAUGAACUAACAAGACAAGGAUUUCUGGAUUUGAAUCUCAUGGAAGCCAAUGACCGGGAUGGGGAUCCUUGGGACCUUUGGGUCACUUUGUUGUCCCUGGGCUACAACAAAGCCUUAGAAAUGACAGAGGCCUGCCCCUUUGUCAUUGACAUCAGUGCAGAGAGGUGCAAACCCAGAAUUAAAGCCAUUUCUCUGGAGGCAGGGGGCUCCCAGCUCAGCAGGGCUGUCUGCAGGUCUGUGGUUAUUAAAGGAGAGGCCAAAGUGCUGGAUGGCUCUGAGAACAUCUUCAUCUACACCUACAGAUCUGGCAGCAGAAUCACCUCUGUGAUUGAAAAUAAGUCUGAAAAUAAAGUGAUAAUUCAUGUCAACAAUGAGCAGAGUAAGAACUGCCUAAACAGUAGGGGACUGACGGUUUUUGCCGUGGAAGUGGCUCCAAAAUCCAUGAUGGUCUCUCAGCACGUGAUGGCCCUGAAUGAGCAGGAAGAGUGGAUUUACAGCUGUGUGCACUCCCUUGUAUGUUAAACCUCCCAGUGCCAGGGCUGGGAGCAGCCAGACUCAAUCAGCAUUAGCUUUGGGCAGCUUUUAGACUUUUUUUAUAGUCUUGUCCUUCUCAAAAAGAUGGAAUACAUUUAUAUUUCUUGAUGAUUUGGGCAUGAAAACACUGAGGCACAAUAAAAAUUAGUGUUGUUCAGUAAUCCA
This is a messenger RNA of Pseudopodoces humilis (Tibetan ground-tit), 2214 nucleotides long. RefSeq names its product EF-hand calcium binding domain 7 (gene EFCAB7). Gene Ontology annotation, molecular function: calcium ion binding. Gene Ontology annotation, cellular component: plasma membrane protein complex; ciliary membrane. Gene Ontology annotation, biological process: positive regulation of protein localization to ciliary membrane. Lineage: Eukaryota; Metazoa; Chordata; Aves; Passeriformes; Paridae. The record is from RefSeq and is a predicted model, not a curated record.